Molecule: messenger RNA, 1200 nt
Organism: Eimeria mitis
Lineage: Eukaryota; Apicomplexa; Conoidasida; Eucoccidiorida; Eimeriidae
Product: At2g28390/T1B3.9, related
Exons: 10
Coding region: 1-1200 (399 amino acids)
Biological process (GO): vesicle-mediated transport; protein targeting to vacuole
Source: RefSeq, a predicted model, not a curated record
AUGCUUUGUGACCCUAUCCGCAGCUACGGCAAGGAAGAGAACCUCGGCGCCUUCGCAGGGGCGCUGUCGGCAAUCGUUUCGAAGCUGGAAAGGUUUCGCGGCGACAAGCCCCCCGAUGUAGUGCGUCACUUUCGCUGUUUCGGGGGCCGUUUUGUAUUUCUUUCUCGGGGUCCCUUUUACUUGGCGCUCUUUGACCGACAGAGUAUCAACAACAACAUGGCGAGGGCUUACCUCAUGCUGCUUCAUAGACAGCUGGUAUGUAUUCUGACAAAAGAAGUCGAACGCACUCUUCUAAUUCGACCGAGCUUCGACGUGAGGCCUCUUAUGGGAGGCACGGACGGCAUAUUUCGCGGGCUUCAUCGCCAUUACUUCAACUCCAUGCUUUCCGUUUUGCUGCCAAUUUUGCUGGAGUCAAAUUGUGCUGCAGUUGCAGCUGCUGCUCCAGUUGGCCCUGGAGCAGUCGCCACUUCCGCUGCAGCAGAGCAGCUGCAUCAGCAGCAGCAACAGCAGGAGCAGCAAUCUGCUGCCCUUUCGAUUAGCGGGGCCUUCGAGGCUCUGCCCCUGAGCAGCACGAUGCGGCACAUAGCCACGACGGCAGUGAAGAAUGGCCCCACCCCGAACGUCCUAGCCUCGAUGCUCUUGGCAGAACAACGGGUUGUUUCUCUCUCGUACGCUAAGGGAUACGAGCUCAGUUCCACAGAUGUCUGCUUGCUGACAAACUUUGUGAGUUCGUCCUUGGCUCUGCGCCAGCUGGAAAGUUUUACUCCACUCUGUCUUCCGAGCAUAAAUGACAGGCAAGCGGCUUCAUCCUCCCCGUUCGUUGUCUUUGGAAGCCUUCGUCUCAGUCCGCAUGUGUUUGUUUUUGAGUUCCAUUUUGUCACUGCUCCGGGCUUUUUGCACGCUUACGUUCGCUACUUGACGCCGCGUCUGGCCUUCGUUUGUCUAUCUUCUCCGGCGGACUCCAUACGAUUUCAUCACCUCGCAAACCACUGCAACAAACUCUUCGCGAUGCUGACGAACACCGGCUGCUUGGCCGCCAUAGAGACGUCGCUGGAGUAUGCACCGUAUGCUCUGCCACGUUGCCUUUGGGGCGAUAUAGCGUUGGUGCACUGCGCCCUCUUCGUGCCUUCUUUGUCUCAAUACUUUUCGUCUGCGUUUGGAGAUGACUACAAAACAGACGUCUCAAAGCAGCAGCGGUGA